AUGUCUUUCAGUUUCGGAAACACCGGCUCCUCGGGCGCUGCGCCCGGCAACACUUCGUCGACGGCACCCGCUACUGGUGGCCUGUUUGGCAACACAGGCAGCUCCUCUGGUUUCUCGUUUGGAAACACGAACCAGAGCAGCGGCGAUAAGCCGGCUUCAGGUGGAGGUCUGUUUGGAAACCAGGCCGCUAGCAAGCCCGCCGGAUCUCUGUUCGGCGGAGGCGCUGCGUCGACAACCCCGACGACAACGUCUGGAGGCGGUGGCCUAUUUGGCGGUGGCGGUUCUUCAGCAACGACGACAUCUGCUCCUAGCGGCGGACUUUUCGGAGGUGGCUCUGCAGGAGCCACUGCAGCUCCGACUUCAGGUGGCCUGUUUGGAGGAGCUAAACCCGCAGCCUCGGGUGACAAGCCGGCGUCGACAUUGUUUGGAGGAGGUGCCUCAUCCACUCCGACCUCUGGCGGUAACCUCUUUGGCGGCGGCGCCCAGGCCCAGACGACCUCGACUACACCUGCUGCAGGCAGUCUCUUCGGCGGCGGCUCGGGCGGUUCCAGCGCUGGCGGCCUGUUUGGCAACAAGCCUCAGAUCAACACUCCUGCCCCAGCUCCUUCGGCCACCCCGGCGAAACCUUCCUUCAACCUAGCAGGCUCGACUACCCCCGCUGGCCUCCCCCCCACCGACAACUCCAAGCCUGGUGCUGGCCUGUUCGGCAAUGCAGCUGCUCCCAGCUCCGCCUCCAACCUCUUCGGCGGAGGUACCAAACCUGCCGACAGCUCGGCUUCCUCGUCCCAGCCGGCAGCCUCCGCUGCUUCUACCGGUGGAUUGUUUGGUGGCGGCGGCGCAUCUGCCCAGCCCAGUUCAGCAGGCGGUCUCUUUGGCGGCGCGAAGCCUGCUACCUCGUCUGCACCUUCGACCAGUCUGUUUGGGGCGGCUGGAGGUUCUAGCACCCCAUCUUCUACUGCCGCCGCUCAGUCUAACACCACGGCGGCAACCUCGGGCUCAGCCUCGUCACUGUUUGGCAACAAGUCGGCCACACCUACCACUUCGGCGCCUGCCGCUUCCUCGGCAGGUGGUCUAUUUGGAGCCAAGCCGGCGGGCACAUCAGCCGCUCCGACUUCGACCACACCAGCACCCAGUGGCGGUCUUUUUGGUAACAAGCCAGCUGCCACCACGGAAUCAUCGUCGACCUCGGCGGCCAAGCCUGCUGCUGGAGGCGGUCUCUUCGGUGGAGGUACCCUCACCGGCACCGCGGAUACGUCUGCGCAGAAGCCGGCGUCGUCCCUGUUCGGCGGCGCUACCGCCUCGUCUGCCGCUGCCUCGUCUGCCGCUGCCCAGCCCUCGACAACCACUACGGCCCCGCCAACUACAGGAGCCUCGACGACGACUUCUGGCGGACUUUUCGGAGCUGCCAAGCCCGCGACUGAUAGUGCCGACAAGAACAAGGAGGGCGAGGCGUCCAAGACUGCUACUAGCGGUGCAGCGGCCGGUGGCAAUGCUCUAGGUGCCUCAACGGCGGGUCCCACAUCGCAGCUCGCGCGUCUCAAGAACAAGACCAUGGAGGACAUUGUAACGCGGUGGGCAUCGGACCUGUCCAAGUACCAGAAAGAGUUCAAGGAGCAGGCCAACAUUGUGUCGAGCUGGGACCGACAGCUGGUGGACAAUGGCGAGAAGAUUCAGAAGCUGUACCUCGACACGUUUGAAGCGGAGAGGGCCAGCCACGAGAUCGAGCGCCAGCUGUCAUCGGUCGAGGGCCAACAGGAUGAGCUCGAGGCCUGGCUAGACCGCUACGAGUCCGAGGUCCACGACAUGUUUGCCAAGCAGGUCGGCCCCGGCGAGCAGCUGGCCGGCCCCGACCAGGAGCGCGAACGCACCUACAAGCUGGCCGAAAAGCUCACCCAGCAGCUGGACGAGAAGUCGAGGGACCUGUCCAAGAUGGUCAAGGAGAUCAACGACAUUUCCGGCACCCUCAGCAAGGGCUCCAAGGCCGAGGACCCUCUCAGCCAGAUAGUCCGCGUCCUCAACGACCACCUCACCCAGCUCCAGUGGAUCGACGCCAAUGCCUCGGCGCUGCAGACCAAGAUAUCUGCCGCGCAAAAGUCGGGUAACAAUCUCGGAAACCACUACGGCGGAGUAGAGAACGAUGCGGCCGAGAGCUUCUAUCGCUCGUACACGGGACGGAGGUAG
Messenger RNA from Geosmithia morbida, 2181 nucleotides. RefSeq names its product nuclear pore complex protein Nup62. The record is from RefSeq and is a predicted model, not a curated record. Gene Ontology annotation, molecular function: phospholipid binding; structural constituent of nuclear pore. The coding region runs from base 1 to 2181 and encodes 726 amino acids. Gene Ontology annotation, biological process: protein import into nucleus; RNA export from nucleus. The transcript has 2 exons. NCBI's taxonomy places the organism in Eukaryota, Fungi, Ascomycota, Sordariomycetes, Hypocreales, Bionectriaceae. Gene Ontology annotation, cellular component: nuclear pore central transport channel; nuclear pore.